AUGGCUUCUAUCUCACAAAGUCUUGUUCUCACCUCUGCCAUGCUUCUCUCAACCACUCUCCUCUAUGUUGCUUUCUCCAGGCAAAAGACCACCCCUUCUUUUCAAAUUCACCACUCCAACAAACCCACCUUGCGCUCUUGCUUGUAUUCCGAGGAAAAGAAAAAGGAGAAAAAGAAGACGAAGAAGAAAGUGAAAUUCGCAGAUAGUGUGAAGAAGGAAGGAAGAGAAAGGAAAGAGGAAAACAGAGUAUCAAACAACUGCAGAGACGAAACUUCGGAUUGUGUCGGAAUGCCGGCGAACAGAAUCGCUUUGUAUAACGGGAUUUUGAGGGAGCGAGUGCACAGAAUGGAGUGUUCUUACUAA
Messenger RNA from Sphenostylis stenocarpa, 363 nucleotides. Lineage: Eukaryota; Viridiplantae; Streptophyta; Magnoliopsida; Fabales; Fabaceae. The record is from the annotation of a GenBank genome assembly.